AUGGAGGCCGACGCCUCUAUGCACAUGGGCCUUUUGUUCGUGGCUUUGUUUGGAGUCUUCGGCGACCUUGCGAGAGUUAAGGAUGAAGGCUCUAAGAUGUGCUUUUGUGUUUCCGAUGCCAUCCAGUUCGUACAACAGAAGUGGCAUUGUGCGGAGAUUGCAAGGCUUUUGGGGGAAACUGCGAGCGUUUUCCAUACAGCCUCGGCAUGCUUGCGUUGCAUGGAUGUUUCUACGGGAGACAUCCCCCGUCUGGCCCUGCCAGACAUGCAUGUUGCAUGCGAAGAUCACGAACCCCUGGACUGUGACAGCUGGCUGGAACAAUCGUGCGCUGGAAUCAAUUGGAAGAACAGAUUGCGACAAUUGGUGAUGGCGUUCGAGUUUUUACAAGAGCUCUGCUCAGAUGAGCAUCUUGAUGCAACGUGGCGCAAGAAGAUUAAGGCAGUCAGGACGAUCAUCCAGGAUGUUGUCUUCCCCAUGGCCGUGCGAGUGAACCUGAUGAUUGCACGUGGAGAGCAUGAAGCUCUGCAUGCGUGUCGGCAUAUGAGAUUCACGAUGGAAUGCCGUGCGGUCUCGGUCGAUGCUUCUUUCAGAGAGCCCGAAAAUGAGUGGCUUUUCAUGGCUUAUCGGCAGGCACACUUUGCUCGGUUGCCGGAGAAGAGGCAGUUUGAGAACUGCUUGGCACGCCUGCUGGAGAUCCAUGCCGAUAUGUGUGCUGCCGACGACAAACAAGCAUGGAUCAAAACUGAAGCGGCGAAGGUGUACGAAAUGCUCAGGCGGCGCCGGGACAAAGCUCGAGUCCUGAGGAAGCGGAAGGCAAAUGCUCUGCGCGACGAUGCACCGCAAGGUGUGAAGCAGGAGUUGGAUUCCGACAAGGGCCUCGCUUCCGAUCUUGAUUAUGAGGCCGAGAAGGCCCACGAGGAUGCCAUGGCCGAUGCUUUGGAGGAGCCGCUGUUUGGGCCGGUGGUCGUGGAUGAUAGCCAGGGCCAGUGUCAUAAUCCUUUGUGCUCCCUUGGCUAUGCUGCUUUGGCGUUGGACAUAAUCCUUUGCGUGGCAAUGCAUGCUGCUGUGGCUAUGCUAGCUGCUUGGUUGGAUCGACAGAAUCCUUUGCGUGGCAAUGCGCUGCUGUGGCUAUGUUGGAUAAUCCUUUGGGUGGCAAUGCGCUGCUGUGGCUAUGCUGCUGCUUGGCGCUCAUGGAAGUACUAUGCCCCGGAUGCUGGUGACCUCGUGGUGUUCAAGGGCGACUCCAUCACCGACGAGAUCGAGGAGACUGUGAAUGAUGACGAUUUGGAGCUGAACAAGGAGAUCAUGGGUGUGACCAUGGAAUCGAACAAUCCGACGUUCAAAGCUUUGAAGAGUAUUUGUGGCCCCAAGCUUUUGGAAAAGCGGAAACGCAAAGGACCAGCAGCGCCAGCGCCGGAGCCAGGCCAGAAGAUGGACGAGUUGGAGACCCAGCCGCUCGGGGGUUCAGGACGCCUUCCCCGACCCCCCGAUGCACCUCCAUUCCUGGGCGCCAUCAUUGCAGAUCUGGAAUCACGGGCUACAUGCAUAUUCGACCCCACGCUGCAGUUCAAGAAGCAGUUCAGAGCACAUUGUAAGAAGAUGGAUGGCAGCACAGGAGCUGAUCUCUUAGCUGCCCGUGAAACAGAGAAGGCUGAUGCCCUGGGUGCGGUGGAGCCCGAUGAUGAGCUGGAUCUGGAGAAGGAGCUUGAAAAAGAGAUGAGCCAGAUGGAUGAUGACGGCGAAGACGAGCAGUACGCCCGUCAAGUGUUGACGGAAAGCCUCAAGGAGAAGGAGCCCUCGGCAUCCAGUGGACAAGCGUCCAGUGGACAUGCGACCGAG
This is a messenger RNA of Symbiodinium necroappetens, 1839 nucleotides long. The record is from the annotation of a GenBank genome assembly. Lineage: Eukaryota; Dinophyceae; Suessiales; Symbiodiniaceae.